Messenger RNA from Salvia splendens (bonfire salvia), 342 nucleotides. RefSeq names its product dof zinc finger protein DOF1.5. Gene Ontology annotation, biological process: regulation of DNA-templated transcription. NCBI's taxonomy places the organism in Eukaryota, Viridiplantae, Streptophyta, Magnoliopsida, Lamiales, Lamiaceae. Gene Ontology annotation, molecular function: DNA-binding transcription factor activity; DNA binding. Bases 1 to 342 code for a protein of 113 amino acids. The transcript has a single exon. The record is from RefSeq and is a predicted model, not a curated record.
AUGCCUCAACUCCAAGAAAACAACACCCCAUCAGGGAUCAAAUUAUUCGGAGCCACAAUCACCCCUAGAGAAAAAUCAGACCCAAAACGCGACCCCGAACACGAGAAACCUGACCCUGCCCAGGAAAAGCGGCCGGACAAGAUCAUCCCGUGUCCGAGGUGCAAGAGCACGGAGACCAAAUUCUGCUACUUCAACAACUACAACGUCAACCAGCCGCGCCACUUCUGCAAGGGCUGCCAGCGCUACUGGACCGCCGCGGCGCCCUGCGCAAAUGUUCCCGCGUCGGGCGCGGCCGUCGCAAGGCAAAAGCAAGGCCCUUGCCUUCAGCUGAUCUUGUUCUAA